Molecule: messenger RNA, 708 nt
Organism: Linum trigynum
Lineage: Eukaryota; Viridiplantae; Streptophyta; Magnoliopsida; Malpighiales; Linaceae
Source: the annotation of a GenBank genome assembly
CGGUCAAUUUGAACGACGAGCCGCUCGAAUUGAGGAUGCCCAAGGUAAUCUCCGCCUACGUCCAGCAGGACGAUCUCCUCUACUCGAUAACAAGAAAUAUCCUCACCGACCCAGUCACCAUCGAGAUCGGCCAGACCUAUGAGCGGAAAUCGAUUCAAGAAUGGCUGGAUCGGGGAAACUCGAGCUGCCCAAUUACCCGCCAGAAACUGACCAUCACUCUGCUUCACAACACCAACUACGUCCUCAAGCGCCUAAUCGCCACCUGGCUCGAACAAAACCCUACCUCUUCUUCCUCUUCCAUUCAAACCCAUCUCCGCUGGCAGAAAUCUGCCACCUCCGCCAUCGGAGAGCCCACCACUCCGUCGUUGUCUCCCAACAGCGUCAUCGUCGCCGCGGCGGCCGUGGACGGGUCCGUUGCCGAGCUACGCCACGCGAUCAACAACCUAUGUAUGUCGGAGAUCCUCGACGAAUCGGAGGCGGCAGUUCUGACCAUCGAGAGGUUGUUGACAUAUGUCGGCGAUCCUCGACGAGUAAACCGUGAAAAUGGCGCCCCUUGGCCCUUCUCCCGUAGGUUAAUUCCCCAUUUGCAAAUCCUGAUCCAGUGUAGGAGACACCCAGAACUUCAUACCGAGGCAAGCAAAUGGUUUUCCAAGCUAGUUCCGUAGUUUAGACUGUGUAAUUGUUUACCCAUAAAAAUUAACCUUGUAC